This is a messenger RNA of Diospyros lotus (date-plum), 816 nucleotides long. RefSeq names its product non-specific lipid-transfer protein 2-like. The record is from RefSeq and is a predicted model, not a curated record. The transcript has a single exon. Bases 78 to 362 code for a protein of 94 amino acids. Gene Ontology annotation, biological process: lipid transport. Lineage: Eukaryota; Viridiplantae; Streptophyta; Magnoliopsida; Ericales; Ebenaceae.
UGGUGAGAACCCAUCAUCGUCAGAGCGUUGGCCAUCAUUACUGAGACUGAGAGAGGAGACGAGAAGAGUUUGAGAAGAUGAAGGCAACGGCCAUUGUUGCAGUGGUUUCAAUGGUGGUCUUGGUGUUGGGCUACGAAGCGGAGGUGGGCAUGGCGGUGACAUGCAACCCAGUGGAGCUGAGCCCCUGCGUGAACGCCAUGACGUCCCCUGCGCCCCCGACGCAGCUCUGCUGCACCAAGGUCAAGCUGCAAAAGUCCUGCCUUUGCCAGUACGUCAAGAACCCUACUCUCAGGAAGUUCGUCAACUCUCCCAAUAGCAAGAAAGUGUCCAAGAUCUGUAGGGUUCCCUUCCCCAGGUGUUAGAUACAUGCCCAUGUAUCUAUAUCUAUAUAUCACCAUCUCUCUCUCUCUCUCUCUCUCAUAUAUAUCUAGUUGUGCAAAAUAAUAUAUAUUAUUCAGCCUGUAACCCUAAAUCUGGUGUUCUGUUCUGUUCUGUACCAGCGAUUGUGCUAUUUAUAAUGGAGGAGAUGAUGAAAUCGGUGUCAUGUUUCUCUCAAAAUUUCUUGACCUUUGUAAGAACAGAUCGGGCCAGUUACUCUCUCGAUGUUACUAUGAAAUUGCUAAAGAAGUUGCCAGAUUUAUUGUUCCCAGACCCUCAAAUGGUAUAUGAAAUUGAGACAGCCGAAGCCUUAUUGCAAACAGAUCGAAACAGAGAGCUUUCAACUAUUAUAUUAUGUCAUAUAUACAUGAACAAUUAUGUACUGAAUUGGGGGGUAACCAAUUGGGUAUUGAAUUGGGGUUAUAGAUGAGUGAAGUA